CAUACUUUAAAUACCAAAUCCGGCCCUGUUUCACAAGUGAUAGUUAAGUUAUUCUCUUUUACUUGGGACUCGGAGUUAGUACGAACACAGGCGUCAUUGUGGUAACACGUAACUUAAUACUGGCUUAAGUUGUAGUUAAGUAAUGCUAAGUAAGUGAUGAUGAACCAUUUUUGUUUGAUGGAAAAUGUGAUUCAGUCGACGAGACGUUUUGGCUUUUGAAAACUUUUUUUAAUUGACUUUUUUUUUGUUUUUUAUUUUUGUGUCUGGACUUUUGAAGGAUCGCCGGUUAUUUGGAAUUUUGUGUCGUUCAUUUUAAAAAGAUGGCGCACCAUAUCGUGCACCAACUGGCCUGCUUCAUACUACUGUUGGCAGUUACAUCGUCACACAAGGAACAGACAAGAUGGUCUCGACAAAUCAGCUCCUACACAUCAGAUAUCAGCGACUGGGUACCCCUUAAUGGACCUGUACAGAGAGAACCGCCCCAGUCCAGACCUCCAGCGACUCCAAUCAAGAGACAGGCUGUCGCUGAACCCAGGAUCUUGACAGAGCCGUUCCCAGGAUUUGCCAGACCAAAUGGCUUUACCCAAGAAGCAUUCCCAUCGAGAACUUACUUCAACUCUCCAGCAAAUAGGCAGUUAUAUUUGCAAUCAGUUCCUUCUGCUCCCCAGAACUAUUUAACCGAUCAAGGCUUUGGCCAAGGUAUCAGAUUUGGUCUAUCACAACCAAAUUUUCCACUUAACCAAGGAUUCGUCGCUCCUCAACUCAGUUUCGAAAACAGUCCUCCAGCACGAGCGCCCCCAAAACAACAGUUGCCGCCAAGUCAGGUUCAAUUCCCAAAACCACCACCACCGAUCCAACAAUCAAAACCGUUUAUCAAUCAAGUACCAAAACCAACUGUGGAAACAACAAAAUUUGUUGACGGAUAUCGUUUAGAAAAUCAGUCUAAUAGUAAUUUUGGUUUUAAUUCACAAAAAAAAGCACAAUCACUACAAAAACUUAAAUUAGAAGCGCCAAAAACAGAACAGAUAGCAGCCAAAACAAACCCUGAAAGAGAGGAAGUGCAAUUACUUUACGUACCACUGGAAUCACUAAAUAGAGGACAAUUCAAUUUCAGAAGUCCGGUUUCUUCUCCACAGAUUAUAAACUCUGACUUGUAUUCUUUACCUAAACUGGACCCAUUGCAACAAACUUUCGCAGCUGAUUAUCAAAGACCAGUAGCAAAACCGAUUGAUACCUUUAUGUCCAGCAAAGAUUACAUCACUAACUACGAUCUUUUCAAGAACUUUGACCAAGUACCAAAGUUCUCUACCGUUACUUCUCCAUUCCCUACCUCUCCACCUACAACGCCUAAACCAAAAAAAUUGAAACCGCAUCAACCGCCACUAGCCAUUUUCCAAGAAACAAAAAAGAAUGCUAACAUAAAAGUUGGAGAUGUGUUAGCAUCAUUAAAAAAUGCUAAUACAAUUGCCGUCUUGGAUUCCGUCAAUCCUCUGAAUGCACCUAAAGUAUUCAUUGGACCAUCAUCACUAAUACCACCUGAAAACUUCGUCAAAUUUGAGUUACCAUAUUUAUCUAACAUAGAGAAUUCAGAUAAAAAACUUCGACAAUUGCCAUUUUUCGUCGCACCAUUAAGUUACAAUACCCCAAAUGGUUUUGCAAAGAUCCCAUUCCCAUCUCCACACGUGGGAUCUGUGGUAAUAAAUUCUCUUAUCAAAGAUACGCCAUCAACUAUAUAUCCAACAAGUAAAUUCCAGACAACGCCUCAACACCAUACUACACCAACAGUGCUUUCAACUCCUACAGCUAAAAUAAUUCCAAAUUCAUACACAGUAGCCCCGCCCCAUAAACACGAACGUAAACCCGAUAUAUCUCUCAACCAAAAUUACAAUUACUAUAGUACAGGAGCGCCUAAAACUAAUGCUCCAUCUAAGCCUGCAACCCAAUCUACGUACUACUCCCUUGAACCUCAGACAAUCACAGCUCUACCACCUUCGAGAGAAGCCACGUCUAAUAUUGGUAAAAAACAAAAUACUGGUUAUUUCUUGUCAAAUGUUGGGGACCAAUACAAUUCUCCGCAAUUUGUCAAAUUCCCAUCUCAAAACGAUGACAAGAAACAAGACCGCACAAGAUAUUAUACUCCUGUACCAAAAUCAGAAACAACAACGUUAAAAACAACGACAACAGCCGCAACAACGAAACUUUCGACUCAUUCAAGUCAAUUACUAGAAACUCAUAACCCUUAUUCUAUUAACCAAGCUUUCCACUUUAGUACCCCAUUGGAUUAUCACAGUUACUUCGAUGAAUUCAAGGAAUCCUAUGCUCCUCCGCCCGGGGUAAAUCUUGAAUUACCAAAGUCUUCAGAAGAUCCAAUCAGCUCAACUCCACGACAAAUCAUAACGACUAAAUCUGAAGAAAUUGUAACACAAAAAUCGACACAACAAACAUCACCAAAUUACAUACAAAAUUAUACUCCAGAAAUUCACUACGAAUCUGAAAUACAAAAUAUAAGAUAUCCAGUGUACAGUUCUGAUUUUACCACAAAAACUGGAUCAACAUCUGAGCCUCAUCGAACUACCAAUUCUGCUAACAUAGAUAUUACUCAACAAAUAAAUCAAAACUCUCAGUCUCAUUAUUCUGAAAAUGGCAAUAUUCAAGGUUAUGAAAACAUAACAGAAACUAUCGUAAACAAGGUAACAGGACCCGCGGCAGACAUAGAUAAUCACGGAUAUGAAAACAGCAAAUAUGAAAAUGGAUAUGAAUCUGAGGAAAUCGCACGUCCUAACCCUACUACUUCGUCGACAAGUACUACAACCACUACCACGACAAGUACUAGAAGAAGCCCAAUUAGAACAAGAGGCCGACCAAGAUAUACAACUACCCCAAGAACCGAAUCAAGCGAAUCAAUUACUAAAUCUACUGUCACUCGUAGACCUCUAAGAGAAAGAAGACCCUUGCCGCCUAGAUCUAGGUAUGAGCCUAAUAAAAUUUCAAAUGAUAAGACUACUCGAAAGCCUACGGAUUCUAAUGAAAGUACCACAAAGUCUUCUCGAACAAGAUCACGAGGACGUAUUCAAUAUAAACCCUCUGGGAACGAUGAAAUAUAUGAGAAGAAGAACAAGUUACAAAACAGUAAAGAAACUGAUCUUGCUUACCAAAGAGAUAUUCUUCACCAGAAUUAUCCAGUUACAUUAAUGGAGAGAACAAGUACAGUAGAUAUAGAAGCUAUUACUGAACCGUCCCCAAAAACUUACUAUACGAAAACACUUGAAAGUGGACCAGAUAUAUAUGAUACAGAAAAUGCAUAUGCUCAUCAAUCACCUGCUGUAAGUCAAUUAGAUGAAAUCAGUUACAAAGACGAUGUACCCAAUUAUACUUCACGAUCAGAAUCUUCUCUAGAGUACCAGCAGUCUCGAAACAGCCUGGCACCAGUUCAACAAAUAGCAUCACAUGAAGAUUCUUUUGAAAAACAACAAGAAAUAUCAAGCCAUAUCAUACCUGAUCAAAAAGUUGAAAAACCAGAACUUAUCGCUUAUCCCACAGAAUCAAGUUUCAGUGUCAGUACUGGACAACCUGAGUAUUCAGUAAAUCAUGACGAAUCCUCGGCUAAGCAAGAAGAUACAACCACAAGUCAAGACAUCGAAAUUACCAAGCUUGGCAGUCAAGAAACUACUACUGAAAAUGAGCCUGAAGAAAAUAUUGUUCAAACAACGCCAUCAUAUAAUAGAGUGCGAAUACGUCCAGGAGUAAUUAAGCAAUAUCAUCAAGCGUCAUCUACUGAAAGUACUAGAUCAAAAUCUGAAAGAAGGAAACCAGUCCACGCUAUCACUUACAGACCAGCUUUUGAUAGACGCAGAACUACAAUGCGGAUAGAAGAAAUAGAAGCCGAUUUAAAAACAAAACAAGUACAUGCUCGUCCUGAGGUUCAAGAUCAUAGGCACCCAGUAUACAAACCAGAUACUUCUACGGAAACUUCGGCAAGUUCUUCAACACAAGAGUCUUUUAUAAAACGUGGUCAAUUCCGUCGUCGCCGUCCAUCCUAUUCGACUACAUCUACUGAAGCUACCAGUACAAAAAAGAUUUAUGAAGUCAAAAAUAGGUUUAGAGGACGUCGACCAACAGAAAAACCUACAGAAAAGCCAGACUCUCAAACAGAAUCAUCCCCAGCAACUGUUAGAAAUACAUACAGCAGUAGAUACAGCCAUAGACCCAGAUUAUCAGAAAGAUACAAUAAAAAACCUGAAAAUGAACCUGAGGAAACAGAAGAUCAGGACUCAAACUAUUCCAUUACCAGGCCAAAAUAUGUUGCACCAGAAACUGAACAAUGGUCACCAAAAAUUUCAUCUGAAUCUUUUAAGCCAUACAAUCCCAAUGAUAUUUUAGACGAAGGAAAAUUAGCAACUACUGAACGCAGAUCUGACAAAUUACAAGAUAAUAUUGAAUUAGAUAUUAUAACAGCAAGGAACGAUUAUGAUGAUAUCCUCAUAUCUGUGACACCUGCUACAAAUAACAGACUCAAUAAGAAGAUACCUGAUAUCCCACCUACACUUGAAGCCCUUGUCGAACAAAGUAAAACAACAAAAAGUGAAUCUGGCGAUAAUAUGUCAACUUUUGAAACUAUGUUAGAAGAAGUAAUGAAAAGUUUAGAGGAACAAGAUGAGGAUGAAUAUACAUCCAAAGUAACCAAACACAAAGGUGGUGAAAUUGGCGAAAUACCACCUGAAAGAAUUAUUGAUUCUGGAGAAGAUAUUGCAACUAAACAAGUUACUGCAGUAGAAGGGGAAAUUGCAACAGCGAAGCCCACAAACGAUGAGAAUAUAUCUGCUGGCGUCAAACAGGACCAAGUUAAGAGUAAAAAUCGUCGUCGGGGCUUCUGGAAGAAAGUUAAAGUUCGACCCAGCACAGAAUCCAUAGAAGUGGCUGAAUCUCAGUACUACAGCAAUACUGUUAAUCGACUGGGACAGUCAGUAAAACUUUCUAAUGCCGUACACGAGAAACCUAAUAUGUAUGAGAAGCCUAAAUAUUCUGUCACUACUUACAAACCGAGCUUCCAAUUUAUAAAAGAUAUAUUUUCAAGCAACGAGGAAAAUCUUUCUGAAGCCGACGCACUUUCAUAUGUAGACAUACCAAAAGUUAACAAAGAGGUACCAGAACUUGAUGAAGAGAUUGCAGAUGAAUCUAAAAUUACUGAGAUUUACACAACGAAGAAAACCACAACUGUGAAACCAACCAGUGUGGGAGAUGAAGAUUUAGGCACUGGUACCCCAGAUCCUACUAUUAUGGACAACAUGUAUAUCAGCACACCUACAGAACCAACAGUCAGUGAAAGUGUAUUAGGUAUACUUGACAAGUCCGAAGACUUCAGUUUCAUGGAUUAUCUUUUCGGUACGACGUCGAGCGACACAAAUAAAAAAAUAAGAAAUGAAACUGCGAAAGAUGUGACAAAUGUAACUAAACCAAAGGAAAAUGUUGAGAUAACAACAGAACAAACAAAAGCUAAAAUAUCCACUACAGAAACCUCAUAUAUUCCUGAUGAAAUUACAACUGAAAUGUUAGAAGAAGAUAAUGUAGAUCACACUUUUGAAGAUAUCAAAAAGAUUUCAAAUGAUAAGGAUACAAAAGAUGUUGAAACCACAACACAACAAGUAAAAACAGAAACAUCUACUGUUUCAAGUUUUAUGAAUCCAGCAAACAUUUUAAGCACAUCAAUGUCUACAGAGAUAUCACACGAAACGGAAAUAUGCUUUAGAGGCAAAUGCAUUAAAACUAGUAAAGAUAUUUUAUAAAAUAUUAAACAGUUAUUAAUCAAUGGUGCUAAAGACUUGUUCAAAUUUUGUGACGAAAAACAAUAGUGAUUGUGUGAGACUUGUGUAGACCUCAAAUGUUUUUGUAUUGAAUCUAUUAAUAGUUGAGUCAUUGUUUUAUUAUAAUCAUCGAAAUAUUUAUUAAUAUUUCUAAAUGUAUGACGUUUUGUGGUGAAAUCUUGUAAAUAGAAGAAUCUCUUUACUUGGUUCCACCUUUUAAUUUUUAUUGUUAGUACGUAGUUCUAAUUUUGUAUUAACUUUUAGACUUGUGGCCACAUCUAAAAGUUUCACGAUGUAUAAUAUAAUUAAUAUAUUACAUGAUAUGUUUGUAAUGUACCUCUAAGCCUUUUUAUUUUUGUAUAAAUAGUUACUUCGACUGAAAAUAAUAUAACAGUUACAUUAGAAUUAGUUCUCUGCUUAACUUUUACGUUAUUUAUUUAUUUCUUUCAAUAUUUAUAAACUAAUGGGCAUUUGCAAAGUACCAUUUGUAAAGAACGAUGUGAAACCCCACCCGAAACCUUCAUUUAAAGCUAUUAUUCUCUAUUUUGUUAUUGAAA
Galleria mellonella (greater wax moth) is the source of this 6358-nucleotide messenger RNA. Its product is annotated as mucin-5AC. The transcript is spliced from 3 exons. Lineage: Eukaryota; Metazoa; Arthropoda; Insecta; Lepidoptera; Pyralidae. The coding region runs from base 321 to 5783 and encodes 1820 amino acids. The record is from RefSeq and is a predicted model, not a curated record.